This is a messenger RNA of Varroa destructor (honeybee mite), 12067 nucleotides long. RefSeq lists its product as uncharacterized. Gene Ontology annotation, molecular function: DNA binding; protein binding. Lineage: Eukaryota; Metazoa; Arthropoda; Arachnida; Mesostigmata; Varroidae. Gene Ontology annotation, cellular component: chromatin. The record is from RefSeq and is a predicted model, not a curated record.
GAAAAGAAGCAGCGAGUAAAUGAAGCAGGCCUGCGAGCCAGCAGGAGCACUAUCGAAUGCUCCCGUCACUGCUGCUCUUGCUUCUGUCAGUGGUGUUGAUGCUGGUGAGCGUGGAUAAGCGUCGGGAGUGAGCUGAUGUUGCUGUUGUUGCCGAUCACGACGACGACAACAACGACGAAAAUACCGAUGAGGACGACGAAGACAACGACGACGAAAGCUAUUUGCCAGCCACACCAGCAUCGAGCAGUAUAGUGGUGGCGGUGAAAUCAUAGCGGUGUUGUUGCUAUUGCUCGCAGCGUAGCUAGAGUUAAGCUGACCUGAACUGAGUUGAGCUGAACUGAUCUGAACUGUGCCAGUGGGGGCAGCGGCAGCAGCGGCGGCGGCGGCGGCGGCGACAGCAGCAGCAGCAGCAGCAGCAGACGUUGGCAAAGCUUAGCUGACAGGAGAAAGAACGAAAAAGCCAUAGAGAGAAGUGUACAGCGUGACAGCGCCACGGCCAACGCGAUGAGCGGCGUUGAGGAAGGACAUCUAUAACUACAAACAUCUAUAACUACGACUGCUACAGGGAAAAACAGUACGCAGACAUCGCUAUAACUAGCAGCAGUGGUAGGAGCAGCUCUAGUGGGUGAGGCGGUGGCAGUAACGGCGACAGCAGCAGUGGACGCAGCUGCCGCCGUCGCGUUUGUCGAGGUGAUGGCGGUACCCGAUGGCUGGUUGUGCUGACGGUGGCUAUAGUGGUUCCAGUGGUCUUGCCUGGCAACACAGUCGUGGCUGUGCGUGCGGUGCGUCCCUCAUCAGUCUAUCGCUGUGUACUGCCACGUUGGGUUGUAGUUGUUGUUGUUGCUGUCGUCGUCGUCGUCUGUGACGCCUGUGCGGGUUGUAUGCGUGCGCCCGUCCGUCCGUCCGUCCACUGUGUUGUUCGUGCUGGCUAGAGAAGCAGCGGCGUAAGAAACUCGCGCCUGACGCUCUCGCUAACGACUGCGACGCAUCGGCGCCUGUUCUAGCUGAAACGGAAUAAGCACCAGCAAGAGUUAUCAAUCGUAACGUAGCCUGGUACAAAGAUAUUUAGACGAUCGCCGCCGCUGCUGCUGCUGCUGCUGAUGAUGAUGAUGAUGAUGCUGCUGCUGCUGCUGCUGCUGGUGACGACGAUGAUGGUGAUUGUGGUAGUGGCCUGACCGUCUAACAUAUACCUCUCUGAAGACGGAGACAGAAAACGCUGUCCAGACGACAUCCACAACAAGUAGUCAGAAAGAGCGUUAAGCAACAACAUCCGACCGAGAGAAACAGUACAAAGUUUCCAGUUUAUACUAAAAAGUGAAUACCAAAACUAGUUGGAGGUUGACAAUAAUAAUCAACGUUGUAGCAGUCGCCGUGGACAGAGGCAAACGGAACCGUAUACCAUGAAAUCGUACGUCGAAUUGUUGAGACAAUUGCAGACAGCGAACUGUAUCUCUAUCUACAAUCGCUACCACUCAUGAACCACUAUCACGAUAGUUGUACCGGUCAGCUGUAGUAAAAAAGCAGUUCGCGGCAAACUCGGCUGGCAAGAGGGCACAGGAGUCGAACCAGCGAACUAACAACAAUCAAAAGGUAGCAACAGAAUUGUUGCAAUUGUUGUCCCGUUUGGCCCUGCAAAAUCUGUCGUCGCCGCAGCCGGCGGCUAAACCGUGAGGAGCUGCUGCGUUCGUACUGCUGUUGCGCGAAAAUUCGGAUGAAACCAACGACAAACAGUCGAACGAACAAACGGCCAAGAAGUACCACCCAAACGCGCUGCCGUUCUGGUCAGUCAACAGCGUAUUGAGGCCUGCCGGCCCUAUAGUCUGUUGCCUGUGCCUGUGUAUGAGUAACAACGCAGUAGUGGCAGUGUGACGCGGUUCGUGGAAACGCGACAGCAGCAACAGCCACGGCAAAGCCAAACCAGCAAGAAGCGGCCAACCAUUCAGUCGCCAUUGAAGCAAGCAAGUUUCGGCCAGUUAACACCGUCGCUCGCUAUCCCUAUUUGUGUGAAUCCCCGUAGCCGGGUAUCCGUGCAGAUUGCCACGGCGAAGUUGUGUGCGAACAGCUGUGUAAGUCUGUGACGAUGGCUAUGUAUGUUACUACUGCUAUUAGCAGAUAGCGCCAUAGUCACAGGCCUCUGGUCCUCUGUAGCAGACGUCGCGGCGGUAGUAAGGGACGUAGACGUUUUCAGAAACGGACAGGGACAGAAAGGUUGCGUAUUGUAUAGUAUCGCCAGUGUGCUAACCCUGGAAUCAGCCAGCUCUAGUUAGCGACAUUAGCUGGCGGAUCGGCUGAACUAGACCGAUGGGACAGCUGAAUUUCAGAGGUAUAUAGCCAGGCCCAGGAAAAAAUCGGCUUCGGUGUAGGUCGUCGAAAAACUGUGGAGUUGAGAACGCCUUAACCGGGAAAGAGAUCUGUAGGAAAAAUCCCUAGGUAGUCCUAGGGGAAGAUACACGGUGGCGGGCAGAGAGCGCCUGCAGGAGAAAUAUCCUCGAGUGAGGUCAUACUGUACAACUGUGUGCAUUUGUGCAAGUUUGUUCGCAGACAACACUUCGGAACGGAAAGCGAAAUUUAUCAACAAGAAGCAGAGUGUCAGCCAUCGAAUCAGCGCGCUAACGAGGUCGUACGCCCUAGAAUUUCAUACAGUUCGAAUUCUACGCUUAGCGACAAUUGCAUAUAUUGAAUCUACUUACGAUUGAAAGCCGUAACAGCAACAGCAGAACCAACAAUCACCAGCCGAUAAGCCACGAAUCGGUCACAUCGUUCGUCGGCAAGAGUGAGACAGAAAAAAGGACAAGGCAGAAGAAAUUCGUCGUGUUGAUGCGUUUUCGAGCAUUGCUCAUAUGCCAGUAUUGCGAGAAGGGAUCUGUAGUGCAAAUCGCUGUCAAUAAUAUGUUCUACAAUCUACAACACAUCGUUGUUGCUAUUGCUGGGAUCGCUCGAUUUCAUUAGAACUUCCCGCCGGCUUGACCAAUGUACCCCGGCCAGGUAACUGGCAGUUCAUUCAAAUCAAGAUCAUAACAACAGCAUUAAAGAAGAAAUUUAAAAAAAUAAACGAAAAGAUUGGCGCAAGGUGAAAUUCACGUGGCGUCAGGCAGUAAACAUUUUCGAGGGAAAACACAAACACAUCUUUAGCGACGCCUAAUUGGCCCAUCCAAUCGGUCAACCUGUAAUUAGCGUUUUCUUGCAAGUUUUUUUAUACAUGUGAGUGACACUUUACCGUAAUGUCAAGUGGGGCAUAAACGAUGCGCUGCGCUUAUCUCUCGUGAGCGCCCAGACCAUUUUCAAGGUUGACUCUAGCCAUGUUCUCGACACCGAACCUCCGAAAUAUCUAUACAAAAAAAGAUUAUGCGCGACUGUGAGUAGAUGGAGGAGAUACACGAAGCAUAAGAAUUCAUCGUUGCUAUUGUGCUCGUUGGAAAAGUAAAAAGUGUCUUGGUUCGUGGCGCUGGAUGGUAUAUCGUUUACUGUGUUUUUCGGAAAGAACGAAAAUAACACGAAGUAUAGAAUAAACAUAUAUAAAACAAUAACGGCGACAGCAAAAGAACAACGACAGCAAUAACAACAUCUGGAUGAUGCAAAUCUCUACUAGUUUAGGCACAUCGAUACCGUCGGCCUGCUUUUAAGAUAAUUGCUUUCGCAGUUAGCGUCGACAAGCGAUGUACAACUACGCACCAGACCUGCUAACUUAAACGUGGGGAUAGUGUACCGCUUAAAAAAUCUUCAAGAUCGCUAUCAGUUGUCAUAUCAGUGCAGAUAUCGCUAUUAAGCCAGGCCGUAUUGAUAUUGUCAUUGAUAGAUUGUGUAUGUCUGUGUGCGCGAGCACAAAAAUCACGAACGUCAACGUGUGACGUCCCAAAGCAACGUCUCACGUCGAAAACGCUCACAGAGAUAAAAACGAUCCCCGUGUUACGAAUGUGUGAAGUGGUGAUAUCAGCGAAUCUGUCAAUGAAUCUAGCCUUUCUGUCCGUUCGGAUUACGUGAAAAGUAUUUUUCGUGGUAACGUCAAAUCGUCAUUCGACUCAUGGUCAGAUCUUCGCCAUACCUCGCCAAGCUCCAUCAUGAAGUUAUAACUCAUUGUUUUUGAUUGGUGAUCGAGUCGAGUUGAUUGUUCGCCGUUCAAGUGUGUGAUGUGUUUUUACCACUUGUUCAUAACAGUAUCUGGUACUGCUAUACCCGCGAACGUAAUGCUACUGGCGGAGGUGGCGUUGGGCUGUUCAAAGGCGGAGGCCCGCGGCGAGCCCCGACGCCUGUGAGCGCCACGGCGGAGCUGAGGAAGCAGUGCACGUCGACUCGCAAUGGAGACAUCGAAUCUGCACGAGGCUGGCCGGAUCAAAUCUGUUCGGGAUCCGAGGAGUCCAGAAGCGUUUCGGUAUUACUUGCUUCAACAUCCGCUGGCGAGGGAAGCAACCUUCAGUGCUCCAGCUGGUCGAUCCGAAGGUGAUCUUUUCAUAGCGCCUCCGCCUCCACCAGUCGAAGCGAUGGACCUAGCAGCGCCCCUUGACCUUUGCGUGAAACGCCGGGACCGUUCACCCUCAACUAACCGAAGUUCGGGAGGGGGAACUCCCUGUGAUGCUCUACCUACACCACCAAAACUUGCCAGAAACUCGGCACCCCCUUCAUUACGGGCGCACCAUCAGGUGGCUAAGUCAGUGGGUUUGGAAGCGCUAGGCGUGAACCCAGCCGCCGUUCAAGACUUCCAGCAGGAACAACUCCGCCAGCUACAUAUGCUGUCGACUCUGUUCGGUAGGACUCUCAUUGAAAAUGCGCUGCCACCCAUGCCUCAGCUCAAGCAGCGUGACCCAAGUGUUGGCGUCGUUGCUGGUGCCGGCGGGAUAUCGUCUGUCUUAAGUGAGACGUCGAGCGCAGGAGGCGGCUGUUUGUCGGAAGAUGAAGAAGCCGGUUCGUCGCAUUCACAAGGACGAAAAUCUCAGGAUUCCCGGGACUCCGAUGGAGACACCGAUGGAAGCCAACGGCAGACGGCAACCCCCACAUUUGCCACGCUCGCGCACCCUGAAGAGCUGCUCCGAAAACCGUUACUUGUCGGAUUCCGAAGAGAAACCGUUAUUAAGAGCAUUUCCAAGUUGGGUGUUCGAGGCGAGGUAACCUAUUAUGGACCGUGUGGCAAAAGACUAAAAAGCUAUCCUGAUAUCAAUCGGUACCUUCAGAGAAAGGGUUUCAGUGCCAUCCUUGGACGAGAAAACUUUACCUUUAAUAACAAGCUCAAUAUUGGCCAUUUCUUUGAAGGUGGUCCUCCCGGUGAGGGCGGUACUCUUCUGACUGAGGCUGAGAUCAAUCAGCGAAUCGACAACCUCCGAGGCUAUUCAUUGUCACGGAAACGUUCCGCGAUGGAUCGCGCCUUCCAGAAAGAAAAAGAAAAAGAAAAAGAGCGCGAGAGACAGCGCCAAAAGGAAAAGGAGCGAGAACGUAAAAAAGAAGAACAACGACUUGAGAAGGAAAGAAGACUGAAAGCCCUCGAGGAAGAAAAAAAGCGAAAGCAAAUGGAGGCCGAAGCUCGUCGACAGGCCGAACUUCUAGCGAAGGCCCAAGAGCGCGAGAUGCGUCGCCAGGAGGCAGCGCGCCAACGUGAGGCAGAACUGGCCAAACGGCGGGAAAUGCUAGCAUUGUUGGACACCGAACGUGAACGAAGGAGACAACAUCUCGGCCUAAUUCAAGCCCUUGUGUUACAUCGGAAAGCUCGUGAACAAAUGCUGCAACUGCAAGCUGCGCGAGAAGCCGCCGAAAAAGCAAUGAUGGUUGCCCCCGUAGCAAAGGUAGGAGAUCAAGAUAAGGCAGCCGUUGAAGACCUCGAACUGCCGUUGGACCCGGAAAAAGGCAAACUUCCUGGCUUGCCACGCCUCGGAGAACUUCGCGUCCCAGCUAGCGCAUAUGCUAACCUCCUUAUGGUCGACGAGUUCCUCACAACAUUCCACGACUGCAUUGGCUUUAAGGGCGAUAUUCCAUCGCGGAGCGAGCUGGAGCGCGCGCUGGUCAACGAGCAGAGCGAGGGGGAGCUGUGCUCGCUGGUCGGCCAGCUGCUCGCCAUCUGCAUCCAGGACCCCGGACUGCACAACUCGCGCGAUGCAUCUACGUACACCGGACAACACCUUAGGGAUAUAACGAUAAACCGGUACACGCUGACAGAAGCGCUGCGACUGUAUUUCCUAUCACUGGACAAAGAGGGUGCCAUCUACCAGUGGGUCAGCGAGAAGCCGUUCCUUGCUUUGAAUCCUACUCAAAAAUCUGAGGUGGUAGCUUUCUUGUGCAACGAGCUGCUCUCAAACAAAUCUGUGAUCCGUCACAUCGAUUACUGUACAGAGCAUUUGACCGUACUGCGACGCGACCGCGGUAUCGUUGAAGGUGAACUCAACAAGCUUCGCGCCGUACAGAGGGUGCGGACGCGACGUCUGGAAGAGAUCAACGCUGCCAAAGAAGCUGAAAAGAGUGCAACAUCCGAAACCGACGUUAAACAGCAGCAGCAGCAGCAAGAAUUAAGCACAGGAAACAAUCCAACUUCUGCUACGGCAUCCGCUUCGGAUGAGGCCGGCUCGAACAGCCAAGACGAAUCAGCCAGCCAGUCAGCUACUUCGGAAGGCAAAAACUCUAACAGCAGCAGCAGCAGCAGUAGCAGCAGCAGCAACAGCAGCAGCAGCAACAACAACAUCAAUAAUAAUACUAACGGCAGUGGCAACAGCAGUAACUCAUCGGCGACAACAGCCGCAGGUGUAUCAGCACCUGGCAUCACAAUAGCGUCCACAUCGGCCGCUGUAACAACGGCUAGUGCAUCCACGACCACAACGGCCUCGUCGAUCUCGACCACCAUAGUCAAUAGCACAUCAGCAGCAGUCUCUACAACGGUAACAACAGUUGUGACCUCGACACCAAUUAUAAUCGGCGCGCCAAUCAGUGCUGCGGCCAUGGUCAGUAACGCUAUCGUGAAUAACGACGACGACCAGAUCGAUGCUAAGGUCGCCAAAAUGGAACAGACACAAUGUGAUCUGUCAAAAAAGAUCCUCGAGACUGCGGCCGCCAUCCGGUCGACGAUGCUUGGCCAGGACAGAUACCGCAGACGAUUCUGGAUUCUGGCGCAGAAUGGUGGAAUCUACGUAGAAUCGCUCGAGUCAGCGGAGCAGGAGGGCCUGGGUGAUUUCGACGCGGAUAUGCUGAGUGUUAGCGACGAAGACGAAGAUGACGAACGGGAGAAGGAAGCUAAUGCUACGAUAAGCGUCAACGGCUCGACUAAGCCCAGCCCAAUGGAGGUCAACGAGGAGGGUUCUCAGGAAAAAUCUUCAGAUGUUAAAGCUGGAUCAAGGUGUGAUCUAGUGAAGGUGGAAUCAGAAAAAAACAAAGACGAACCGACAGCGGAUAACGAUAAAGAGAAUGAGCUCAAAGACGAGAAACUACUCAUGGACAGCAAUCAAGACCGGGUUGAUACGAAGGCUGAAGCUAAACAGGAAUCAGCUAAAAUGGAAACUGAUGCUAAAAUGGAGGACCAGGAAAUUGAUAAGGAAGGCGAGACAAAGCAGUCGAAGCAGCAGGAACAAAUCGCUAUGAAAAUCAAGUCAGAAGAUGGACCCGCUGCCGCUAAGGCUGAAAAGAUGGACAUAGAUAGGAAAGAUGCUAUCGAGGAUAUUGCCACGCACAAGACCAAGGAGGAGGUGUCCUGCAUGCCUGCAGCCUCCACGCCAACGACCUCUUCGGAAAAUUCGACAGCGUCAUCGGCAUCAACUGAGGAGAAACAGGAGAAUAAUGGCCCAGUAAAAUCUGAGCCGACGGCCCCGAAUGCAGCCGCACAAUUCGUUCCACUUCCGACGACAAGCCCCACGCCCACGGCUACCCCGGGGAUGAACCCAGCAGACCCCGCUACGCAGAUGGCGGCCGCAUUACGGGCGAUGGGUAUUCAAGGCGAUAUGGCGCAGCUCCUCCUUGCGAACCCGUUCUUUGCCUCGAUGCUCGCCACGACAAUGCUAAUGCAGGGAGGCAAUAUGGCUAACAUGGCUACGAUGCUUGGCCAGCUCCAGCAGCUCAUGGCCAUGCAGAGGGGCGCCCUUGCUGGAGGCGCUUCUGGGGUAGCGACAGGGCUGCCACCAGGCGUUGUUCCUGUCGUCACCCCGGGAGUCGUCACUGCUCCGGGCGUAGUCACAGCGACCCCCUCUGGAGUGGUGGCCACGGCCCCGGGAGCAGUCGCUAUCCCAACAGUAGCCACUCCUCAGGCAUCUGUUGCGGCGACAGCGGCAAUCUCCAUUGCAACGACCCUCACACCUACGGCGGCUAUAUCGCCAGCAGUCACAACCACUCCGGCUACAACACAGCCGGCAAACGCUUCGCCGCCGAUUCCCGCAACCGUUAACACGACCGUGUUAACCAACGGAAUUCAGUCACCUGUUCCGCAAUCACAACAGACGUCAGCCAGUAGCCCCGUGGUGGCAACUGCUGCGCCGGUAAAUGCCGGUACAGCGACCUCCUCAGUGGUACAACAAGUCGUUGUGCCGGUUUCGGCGACAGGAAGCAUGGCCGCAACACCUGCGGGAACUACACAGGGCGAACAGGGUGAGGCGAACGUAGUACGACGCUGGUUCAACAUAUUACCCCGGGAAGGAUGCGACGGAACAUGCCGGUCAGAUGAUGCCACCGAAGAUGAUAAGGACGAGCAGGACGACGACGAGGAGUCCGUCGAUGAUUCGACGACUGAAGGAAAGCACCUCCAGAGCAUUCCUCAUCUGUUACGCAAGGGCUGGUGGAAAAUUACCAAACGUACUGAGCUGGACGCUAUCUACAAUGCCCUCCACACGGGCGGAUAUCGGGAAAAAUAUCUAGCCGAUUCGCUAAGCAAAGUAUUAAUGUACAACCCAGACGGAAUUCCGUUCGGACUGAAGGGCGAUCCGAGGGAUCCCCUUAACGAUCUUGAUUUGCCGCUGCCCUCGCCGGACUACGAAGAUCAAUGGGACCGUAAGGUGGCGCUGCGAAUCGAGAUGGAUAUGCUCAAUGAGAUUAACGUACUUCAGGAACGCAUUCUACAGGCCAGCAUGCAGGUUCGGGGUGCACGGAACGACGAAGAGGACGACACAGGCGUUCCGCAAGAUCCCAGUGAUCCCGCAUGGAUGGCCAGCUCGACGUUCCUCAUACACAAUAAAUACAUCCGAAAAAAGGAAGAGAAGGCCCGGGCGUUGGCAAGAAAGCGAAAUCCACCGAGCAGUCACAAGAAAUCGUCGAAGGAUCGACGGGCACGGCAGGAAGCGAUUGAGCGAGCCGCCAGGGAGCUGGCCGCAAAAAUGUUGAGCCAACAAAACGAAGAGAAGGUAGACGCGAGCGGAAAUCCUCUGCCAGGACCAGGCAUCAACGGGCAGGUCGACGAGAAUGAGUCUGACUCUGACGAGUCGAAACCGCCCACUCCACCGCCGCCGGGAGUGCGAAAUCCUGUGGCUGUGGCAAUCGAACGUCUCCUUAAUCUCGAGGCAUCGAUUGAAAAGAGAUAUCUCCGUCCACCUCUGGGUCGAGGUCAGGUGCCUAUACCUCAUGGGCCGACAACUGCCAGCUCGACUCGAGGCGGCUUCAAUCACCGAGACGAGAAAAAAGAUGAGGAAGACAAUGUUUCGAGAGAAUUGAAGAGAUGGCGAGACGGAGUGGCCAAAUGCACAUCGGCCGCACAGCUACAUUUAUGCCUGAUGCAACUCGAGUCCUGCGUCGCAUGGGAAAAAUCCAUCAUGAAGGCAAAUUGUCAAUUCUGUGGGAGCGGCGACAACGAGGCGUCGUUAUUGCUCUGCGACGCCUGUGAUAAGGGAUACCACACUUAUUGCUUUAAGCCAAAUGAAAUGAUCGUCCCACCAGGCGAUUGGUUCUGUUUCGAGUGUAUUAACUCAGUCAAUCAGCUGAACAAAGUAUGUGUAGUGUGUGGCAAACCGGGAAACACCAAAAUGGCCCAGUGUGAUCUCUGUCCAAAACUGUUCCAUCCGCCGUGCGUUGGACUACAAAAAGUCCCCCCGAAGAAAUGGACCUGCGUAGCUUGCACGGUUCCACCGGCAUUGACUGGCAAUGGCGGUACGAAUAAUUCAGGAUCAGGUGAUACGCCUGUUGCUGAUGGGGAGCAGCCCCCUGCCCCAAAAAAGAGAUCGUCUUCAUCCAAAGGUCGACCUUCAAAAAGCAAAAAGACAUCUGCUGCGGCCCAAGCGGCCGCGGCAGCAGCUGCAGCGGCGGCUGUUGCCGCAACAACAGUCGCUACAGGUUCUGCUGAGCAACCGGUGAGCAACGGCAACGGAGUAGACGACUCCAGGGACUCGAAGGAUUCGAAGGAAAGCGGUGGCGGCGGCAGCGCUGCGGUCGCUGGUGCAAAUAACGCCAACACCAGCGCCACUUUGAAUAGCGCCGCUGGAACAGGUGGUGGAGCACCAAAGGAGUCCACCACUACGAAUCCUCCAAUCACGACGAAUACUCCAGUCGGAGAAGCGCCCGCUGCAGCCGUAAAGGAAUGCAAGGAUAACGCUACUAAUGUGAAAGACAGGGAGAAGGAUAAGGACAAGGAUUCGAAGCGCAACCGGAGGAGUCGGGCGAGUGCCGCCUCGCUUAAAAAACAGCAUCAAGCGUCGGAACGGGCGCUGGGAGAGUGCAAGACAUUGUUAGAUGAGAUGUGUGGACACGAUGCUUCUUGGCCUUUCCUGCUCCCGGUUAGUCCUAAGGAGUGCCCGACCUAUCGGAAGGUCAUUAAGCGUCCAAUGGACUUGCAAACCAUGCGCACAAAGAUCGAGUCCGGGGUAUACAAUAACUGCGAAGAUUUCGCUGACGACGCUCGGCUCAUGUUCACCAAUUGUGAGACGUUCAACGAGCAUACGUCACCGGUCGGCAAAGCUGGCCGUAAACUCAAACAGUUCUUCGAAAAGCGUUACAGCGACGUCCUCGACUCCAACAGCUAAUCGCUUUAACGGCUCAAGAUCCUGAUCAGCCACUCAUGGCCCUGGUCGCGUUUUGCAUUUUCACUGGCCUCAUCCUUGAGCCUCGUCCGUUUGUAUCCUUUGGAAAAUGAUGACUCAACGUCGAGUAAAAUUGUGGCUACGUUCGAAGUAGAAAUCUUUGGGUAAACCUGCUGAUGAAUCGAGCAACCGAUGAAUUCAUUUCGUCGAAGUCAGACUGCAGAGUGCACAGGAUUUCUACGAAACAAAAUACAGUCACAGGACCUUCGCCAUAAAAAAAAUGAGUCCAUAUUGCGCAGUCGCCCUUGCUCAGCCGAUGCUCAGGUAGCGCGUAUGUUGUAGGACCUGCUGGAAAUUGUUAAUGAACUGCAAAAACAGCAAUAGAUGACAGAAAUGGCAAAAACUAGUGGGUGAAAAUUACCUGGAUACUGGAAAAACUAACACAAGUCAAACGGAAUCGCAAAUUUUUGUCAUUCGCUCUUCCGAGCUUCAGCUCUGCUGUAAGAGCAGCACAAUAGAUUACAUAUAUAUAAAAUAGUAGAAUUUUCUUUGGUCUACGAACUCGACAAAUUUCUGCUUCGAAUCGUGUCGCUUCGUACAAAUCAGGUCUGAUUUUGCACCACCUUUGUUUGAGGUCAUAUAGUACUAUAAUUUAACACUGAUGCCCAUGCUAUUGACGAUGGUCCCAUAGACGAAAGGAUAUAAGCGGAGAUGCGAUCUUGGUUAGACAAAAACACUCCGACAGGUGAUAUACAACAGUAAUAGCUAAAUGAAGAAUCAACCGUGAAUACCUCGACGUAGGGUUAUUAUUGUUAUUCUUCAACCAUUUUAUGGUCUGCAGUAUGCACCAUAUUGGCUGCACUUCUGUCUGGGCGCGUACCUGAGAUGGUUUGUGCUCUCCUACGCAGCUGAUGGGACGAACGGUCAAAUGUAGGCUAUGUACCAUGUAGGUAAUUAGCAGGUCAUCAUCACCAACUGCGGCUGCGGCAGUAGAAAAACAAUGCAACAGUAACCAGACGAAACGAUACAAAUUUAGAUGAACGGGGAAAGGCUGUUCCACAGAUCUCGCAUAUGAAGGCCGUUCGCUACCAUCGAAAAGAUUGAUUAAAAGAAGAUGUCAAUAGCAGGAUGAGGUAAUAGCGGUUCACGGUUAUAUAUAUCGUACC